Molecule: messenger RNA, 6659 nt
Organism: Salvelinus fontinalis (brook trout)
Lineage: Eukaryota; Metazoa; Chordata; Actinopteri; Salmoniformes; Salmonidae
Gene: slc27a6
Product: solute carrier family 27 member 6
Exons: 10
Coding region: 188-2059 (623 amino acids)
Molecular function (GO): long-chain fatty acid-CoA ligase activity; long-chain fatty acid transmembrane transporter activity
Source: RefSeq, a predicted model, not a curated record
CAACAAGAGUCACAUGAUUCCAUGUGCGUUUCAUAAGGCAAGAGAGCCAGCUAAGGCUUGAACUGAAUUCGCUGCUCUCCUUUACAUCGUUUUGUAACAAUGCAUUGCUCGGGACAGUGACAUCCACGGCGUCUCCAACAUUGUCUUGUUCUAGAAUUUUCAAAGGAAUUGGUUUGGAACUGGCGCGAUGUUUUUCUCGUUGGGAUGGGUGACAGCUCUAGUAGCUGGCAUUUUCGCCCUACACGUUGUACAGCAACUGUGUUUCCCUUACUUUUGGAAAGAUGUUUUUUAUUUAGUGAAAGUCAUCCGAUACGGCGCACGUCUGGAGAUAUUCAAAAUGACUUCAAAAGUUGUCACUAUCAUUGACAGAUUCGUCCAACAGGCAGAGCGAAUUCCCACUAAACCUUUCCUUAUAUAUGAGGGAAUAACGUACACCUAUCAAGACAUUAACGAGCGGAGCAACAAAUUGGCGAAUGUCUUCCUCGAGCAGGGCACAUUGAAGAAAGGCGACUCCGUUGCGCUUCUGAUGAACAAUGAGCCCGACUUCAUCUGUGUUUGGUUUGGAUUGAUCAAACUCGGAUGUUCAGUGGCUUUUCUAAACACAAACAUUAAGUCCAGAUCGUUGCUACAUUGUUUCAACUGCUGUGGGGCCAAGACUCUUGUUGUUGGUGCAGACCUGUUGGACUCCUUGGAGGACAUCUUGCCCAGCUUCCUGGAGGACAGCAUCUCGGUGUGGGCCAUGAAGAACAAGAGCAGCCACCCGGAGGUCCAGACACUGCUAGAUAAGAUGGACCAGGCGUCGGACAAGCCCACCCCGCCUGCCCUGAGGGCUGCCACCUCCCUCAAGGCCCCCACCCUCUACAUCUUCACCUCAGGAACCACUGGUCUGCCUAAGGCUGCGGUCAUCACACACCUCCAGUCCCUGAAGGCUGCAGCAGGGUUCUGGGCCUACGGUGGGUCUGAAGAUGACGUGGUCUACAUCCCCCUGCCUCUCUACCACAGUGCAGCCUCUCUCAUCGGCGUCGGGGGAACCAUCGAGAUGGGCGCUACCUGUGUCUUGAAGAAGAAGUUCUCAGCCUCACAGUUCUGGAAUGACUGUAGAAAAUACGACGUGACCAUCUUCCAGUAUAUCGGCGAGCUCUGUCGAUAUCUGUGCAACCAGCCUAAGGCUGAGGGGGAGAAGAAGCACAAGGUGCACAUGGGCGUGGGAAACGGGCUCCGGCAGGACGUGUGGCGGGAGUUCCACCGACGCUUCGGCGAGAUCCGCAUGUGCGAGCUCUACGGCUCCACAGAGGGAAACCUGUGUUUCAUGAACCACAUCGGCAAGAUCGGAGCUGUGGGCCGCUCCAACUUUUUCUACAAGCUCCUCUUCAAGUAUGACCUGGUAAGGUAUGACAUGGUACGAGAUGAGCCGGUCAGGAACAGCCAGGGCUUCUGUCAACACGUUAACAAGGGUGAGACGGGUCUUCUCUUGUCCAAGAUUAGCGCCUCGAGUCCCUUCUUUGGCUACGCGGGGAGCAAACAGCUGACCGAGAAGAAGUUGAUGAGGAACGUGUUCGUGAAGGGAGACGCGUACUUCAACACUGGAGACCUCAUGGCUGAAGAUGCUGAAGACUUUAUCUGUUUCAAGGACAGAGUGGGGGAUACUUUCAGAUGGAAGGGUGAAAAUGUGGCAACAACAGAAGUGACGGAGGUGCUUGGAAUGGUGGACUUUAUCCAAGAGGCCAAUGUCUAUGGGGUGGAAAUUCCAGGAAAUGAGGGAAGAGCCGGAAUGGCCGCCAUCAUCGUGAGGCCUGAAUGUGAGUUUAGCGGGAAGAAGCUAUUUGACCACGUCCUCAAUGAUCUACCAGGCUAUGCUCGUCCUCUCUUUAUAAGGCUUCAGGAAUCAAUGGAAAUGACGGGAACCUUCAAGCAGCAGAAAUUCAAUCUAGUGGAGAGCGGAUUCAACCCUUCAACAAUCUGCAACCCGCUCUAUUUCUUGGAUUGCUCAGAGAAAAGCUACGUUCCCCUCACAAACACGCUGUACAGCAGCAUUUUGGCUGGCGAGUGGAAGCUAUAGUGGUUAACAGUAGCUAAAACCACCAAUAGAUUUGGUUCACUGAGACGGUGACAGUUUCGAAGAGGGGACCGAGAGACCGUCAAUUGGGUCCAUUCCUAAUUGUAUAUAAUGUAUGAAAUUGUCUCGUAUGAGUGGUUGGGAUCAACAGAGUGGGUUAAUAAUGAAUAGCGGGAGGGUCUAUCUUAUAUUGUUGACCUUGAUGGAACAUUGAGACAUCAAAUACCCUCGGAUGGGGGGUUAAAUUGUGCCUCAUCUGAUUUUUUUUUUUUUAACACACAAAAAAAACUUGUUGUUCUUGUGGAGUGCCUGUUUUCCUCUCUGGUUUCCAGGUCUAUUGUCAAGACAGUUCAGCUGAGGAGGCUAAAUUGACUUGAGACCAGUGAACCUCGACAAUCAGCACUUCCACUGUCCGUCUGUGCCAUUUUAAUUAGUGGAUGGGGUGUCGCUAGUUCCUCCUUGAAAUAAAGACGAAUGGCAGACUAAAUAGAGGCGUUGUGUGUUUGAAGCACUGGUGACCACAUUCUGGUCACCCAAAAUUAUUCGUUCUGACCUACCUUUUAAUAUCAGAAACGGUCCAUAUGCUUUGCUACAAAUAGUAGUAAUUCAGAUUUUUUUUUUUAUAAAUAUUUUAUACAUAUAGUUAAGGGUCAUAAUUUAAACCAAAGUAGGUGUGUUUGGCAAAAGUACAUUUGUUAGGUGUCCUCCAGUAACUUUGUUGAGAUGGCACAGCACUAGUUUAUUAAGGGCAUCAUGCAUUAUGUCAUGUUUUCAACAGUUUGCCAGUUAGUCAUUACCAUCUUGUGUUACUCUGAAAUGUAACUUGCUUGUACUUUUGAAUCUGUUCCAGUGGUUCCAUUUGUAAGACCGGCUCAAGAAAACAAAUACUAUCUGAACCCACGUCUGAAUGUGAUGCAAAGUGAUUAUAUUUACUGUCAAAAGGAUAUCUGAGAAGCUUGUCAGGGAUCCAUUUAAGGGUUCAAUUCAGUCAAACCAGUGUUAAUGCCUUAUCAACAUGCCUUAUCCCCUCCCAAUAAAAUAACAACGUGGUUCUGGUACUGUAAAAUACUAGCCCGAGGGCCAUUCUAUUGGCGCUAUCAUGCCAACUCCUUGUCAGCCAUUUUCAUGACAAUGCUUGUCAUAUUUGACUUGCGAUGGAGUUGGCAAGAGCACAAACAGGUCUGGGACCAGGCUAUAGAAGGAGACAACGGGUCUGGGACCAGGCUAUAGAAGGAGACAACGGGUCUGGGACCAGGCUAUAGAAGGAGACAACGGGUCUGGGACCAGGCUAUAGAAGGAGACAACGGGUCUGGGACUAGGCUAGUAAAAUAACAAGCAAGCCACCUCUUAUAAGUAGAUGCUUCUAGCUUUGUAAUUAGGCAUCUGGGUAGUUAGCCUCAUUUAUGCAGUAUCUCUAUUUACUAAGGCGGGUUUGAGGCUAAGGCGGGUUUGAGGCUAAGGCGGGUUUGAGGCUAAGGCGGGUUUGAGGCUAAGGCGGGUUUGAGGCUAAGGCGGGUUUGAGGCUAAGGCGGGUUUGAGGCUAAGGCGGGUUUGAGGCUAAGGCGGGUUUGAGGCUAAGGCGGGUUUGAGGCUAAGGCGGGUUUGAGGCUAAGGCGGGUUUGAGGCUAAGGCGGGUUUGAGGCUAAGGCGGGUUUGAGGCUAAGGCGGGUUUGAGGCUAAGGCGGGUUUGACUGAAUUCAGCCCUUUAAGAGUUUUCUAUGUAUAAAUAUUGUUAAUUUCUACAGGUAUUUGAACUACACUGCUCAAAAAAAUAAAGGGAACACUUAAACAACACAAUGUAACUCCAAAUCAAUCACACUUCUGUGAAAUCAAACUGUCCACUUAGGAAGCAACACUGAUUGACAAUAAAUUUCACAUGCUGUUGUGCAAAUGGAAUAGACAAAAGGUGGAAAUUAUAGGCAAUUAGCAAGACACCCCCCAAAACAGGAGUGAUUCUGCAGGUGGUGACUACAGACCACUUCUCGUUCCUAUGCUUCCUGGCUGAUGUUUUGGUCACUUUUGAAUGCUGGCGGUGCUCUCACUCUAGUGGUAGCAUGAGACGGAGUCUACAAACCACACAAGUGGCUCAGGUAGUGCAAUUCAUCCAGGAUGGCACAUCAAUGCGAACUGUGGCAAAAAGGUUUGCUGUGUCUGUCAGCGUAGUGUCCAGAGCAUGCAGGCGCUACCAGGAGACAGGCCAGUACAUCAGGAGAUGUGGAGGAGGCCGUAGGAGGGCAACAACCCAGCAGCAGGACCGCUACCUCCGCCUUUGUGCAAGGAGGUGCACUGCCAGAGCCCUGCAAAAUGACCUCCAGUAGGCCACAAAUGUGCAUGUGUCAGCAAAUGGUCUCACAAGGGGUCUGAGGAUCUCAUCUCGGUACCUAAUGGCAGUCAGGCUACCUCUGGCGAGCACAUGGAGGGCUGUGCGGCCCCACAAAGAAAUGCCACCCCACACCAUGACUGACCCAUCGCCAAACCGGUCAUGCUGGAGGAUGUUGCAGGCAGCAGAACGUUCUCCACGGCGUCUCCAGACUCUGUCACGUCUGUCACAUGUGCUCAUGUGCUCAGUGUGAACCUGCUUUCAUCUGUGAAGAGCACAGGGCGCCAGUGGUGAAUUUGCCAAUCUUGGUGUUCUCUGGCAAAUGCCAAACGUCCUACACGGUGUUGGGCUGUAAGCACAACCCCCACCUGUGGACGUCGGGCCCUCAUACCACCCUCAUGGAGUCUGUUUCUGACCGUUUGAGCAGACACAUGCACAUUUGUGGCCUGCUGGAGGUAAUUUUGCAGGGCGCUGGCAGUGCACCUCCUUGCACAAAGGCGGAGGUAGCGGUCCUGCUGCUGGGUUGUUGCCCUCCUACGGCCUCCUCCACAUCUCCUGAUGUACUGGCCUGUCUCCUGGUAGCGCCUGCAUGCUCUGGACACUACGCUGACAGACACAGCAAACCUUUUUGCCACAGUUCGCAUUGAUGUGCCAUCCUGGAUGAACUGCACUACCUGAGCCACUUGUGUGGGUUGUAGACUCCGUCUCAUGCUACCACUAGAGUGAGAGCACCGCCAACAUUCAAAAGUGACCAAAACAUCAGCCAGGAAGCAUAGGAACUGAGAAGUGGUCUGUGGUCACCACCUGCAGAAUCACUCCUGUUUUGGGGGGUGUCUUGCUAAUUGCCUAUAAUUUCCACCUUUUGUCUAUUCCAUUUGCACAACAGCAUGUGAAAUUUAUUGUCAAUCAGUGUUGCUUCCUAAGUGGACAGUUUGAUUUCACAGAAGUGUGAUUGGCUUGGAGUUACAUUGUGUUGUUUAAGUGUUCCCUUUAUUUUGUUGAGCAGUGUAUGUUUUGCUGAAGAAGACUAUAGUUUACAAUGUCAAAUGUUGAAUUCAUUGAGAUGUCAAGCCCUAAUGAUUAAUCUAGUUAGGAUUAUAUAAUAUAAUUUUCAGAUAAUUUAAGCACAAUGAAUGAUUGCAAUGAAGUUAAUUUGCACAGUGUGUGAAAAUCACAUUUUCAGCUUGUUUUACUUUCUGGUUUGGACAGCCAAACACAUUUAUUUCACUUUGAUUAUUUAAAAUGUUGAAUAUUUGGUCAAAUGGUGUUUAACAGCGUUUGUUGUUUAUCAUUUUAAUUUGAUAGUAUUUAAUUUGGGUGAAUGUGUGUCCUGUGUGUGUGUGUGUGUGUGUGUGCCAGAUACAUCAACACUUUCAAAUGCAAAUUUCAGAGUUAUAUGGACCACCAUUUUCAACUUUUCCUUCAGACACUUAUAGUGAUACUAGUGCCACCAGAUUCAAUGUCCUUAUACAAAUUCAAUAUGAUUCAAUUCAGAUUCAAUUUCCUUAUACAAAUUCAAUAUGAUUCAAUUCAGAUUCAAUGUCCUUAUACAAAUUCAAUAUGAUUCAAUUCAGAUUAAAUUUCUGGUGGCAAUAAUAUCACUCCAUAUUAUAGUAAUUUGUCAUCUUUGCUGUUACCCGAACCCCAUCUUUCCAAAAUGGAAAAUAUGCCUGUACAUUUGCCUGUGAUAUGCCUGUACAUCCAUUAACAGCUAGGGUCUUAGGGCUACAACAGUAAAUAGUCAGAGUGAUCUGACAGUCCUGUUAAUGUCUGUGUGUAAAAGCUAUUCAUUAACACUACUUAACGCUGACAGUUAUGUUGAAUGCCUUACGAUCUGGUUUAUAAUGCAUUGUAAAACAUGUUAUAGGCAUGUAUGACCCUCCCUGAUAAAGUCUUACCUCAUAACGAUCAUCUCAAAUUUCAGUCAGUUGAAAACAUGAUACAUAGAGACGUAUUACAGGCUUUUAAAACAACACUGAUGCUUUCUUACAAGUACUAAAGCGUUAUAGCUGCUUUAAGUGGUACUAGCUAUACCACAUGUUGUGGUGAUUCUCUCAGGGUACGUUUACUGUGUGCACUGGGAGGACCUUGCAAGCUGCUGUCGUAGGGAGUUUUAACCCAUUGAGGUCCAACAGUAUAUAUACUGUAUUUGUGUUUUCCAUUGUCAUCAUUGAAGCCUUCAUUAACAGUUUUAGAACACAUAUGUAGCCUAGCUGAUUAUGGGAAUAGUCUGUGCCAUUGUGAAUAUGACAUGGAAGAAUUAUUAAAAGUUUUAAAAAAUGA